AGAAAAGUUCUUCCAAAAUAGCCGCCACUCGGCCCCAUGAUGGGGGACUUCGCCUCCCCCGCUGCCGGACCCAACGGCAGUAUCUGCAUCAACAACAGCGGGAUGAGCGCGGCCGCCGGCAGCGUGGUGCCCGCCGGGGCCGUGGGCAUCCCUAAGCACAGCACGGUGGUGGAGCGGCUCCGCCAGCGGAUCGAGGGCUGCAGGAGGCACCACGUCACCUGCGAGAGCCGCUACCAGCAAGCCCACGCCGAGCAGCUGGAGAUCGAGCGCCGGGAGACGGUGAGCCUGUACCAGCGGAGCCUGGAGCAGAGGGCCAAGAAGGCGGCCGGAGGAGGCAGCAAGCAGCCACAGAGCAAGCAGCCCGAGCCGGACUGCGCUUCUUCCGCAGAGCAGAGGAAUAACACGCUGAUCGCGCUCCAGGAGACUGUAAAGAGGAAAUUGGACAGUGCACGAUCGCCCCUCAACGGAGACCAGAACGGGAUCUGUGAUGGAGGCAGCUACUCACCGACCCCCAAACGGGUACGGAAGGAUGGCUCCAGUGGUCUGGACUCUUUAACUGGUCUCCCAAACAAUGGCAGUAACAACAAUGUUCCGCCAAUCUCUCCUCUGCAUCACCAAAUGGACAUUAAGCCUUUACUAGGUGGGGCAAAUACUUCAGCUAGUAACAACACUACAAACAGCAAUGGCAACCAUGUGUCAAGCCGGACAACUGAUGAGCUGGGAAAAAAUGGUGGCAGCCAUCUUCCAGAUAUGAAGCUAAAUGGCUCAUUGGACUUAGAGGACAGCUUUGGCCUCCUUAAAGACCUGAAACAGGAGCCACUGGAUGAUGGUGGUGGGAUGGAGUCCUCGGAUCCCCAGUCUCUAUCUAAUCAGAAUAAGCUGUUCUCAGACAUCAACCUCAAUGAUCAAGAGUGGCAAGAGCUGAUUGAUGAACUGGCCAACACUGUUCCAGAGGACGAUAUGCAUGACCUCUUCAAUGAGGACUUUGAGGACAAGAAGGAAGCAGACUUUGGCAGGCCGGCAAACAAUCAGACACCAGGUCCGCAGGAAGGGACCGGGAACUCAACAAUACCUACAGGGGGGGCAGCAGCAACAGCAGCUUUGCCUCCUCCUCCUCCUCAACCUUUACAGGGAAGACCACAGGUUCCGAUUGGAUCGCCCCAGGUCCGUCCCUCGUCGUCAGGCCCUCAGUUUGCCACCACUGCCAAUGGCACACCUCCUCAGCAACCUUUGCAACAGUCUCCGGCUGUUGCCAUGGCAUCAGGUUCCCCAUUACACAACUGUGUGGCUCGCUCUCCUCAGACCCCUACCCAGGCUCAGACACAAACGGUCUCUCGGCCUGGUAAUGGAUUUAUGAUGAACCCAGGGCCGAGGGUCAGUCAGGCAGGCACGGGACCUGGAGCGGCUGGAGUUGCUCCUGGAGGUCAACCAGUAGGGACGGUGACACCUGAACUGUCUCCAGCAGAGCAGCUAAAGGCAAUGGCUGCUCAGCAGCGUGCUAAAUUGCUGCAGCAGAAGCAACAGCAACAACAAGCAGCUAGCUGGUCCCCCGCAGGUGCGCCCACCAGUCCCUAUAACUCUGGUCCCUUUAACCAGGACAAACCCAACAGUCCCAUGAUGUACCCACCGCAAGCCUUUAACACACCACAGGGGCCCCUAGUGGCUGGGAUAGCCCCCAACAAUGGGCCCAAAGCCCCCAUGAACAACUACCUCCCUCACAACCACAUGGGCAUGAUGGGACAGCAGCAACCAAACAGCAUCAGCCAAAAUGCCCUCUCCAAGCAACAACAACAAACAGCAGCCAUGUUGUCCUACAACAACACCAAACCGCUGAGUCACUUCAGCGGCGGUGGGGUUGACCACAUGGGCCAGAGGAUGACUCCACCAAUGGCAGGGAACAGUCAGGUCAAGAACCCCAUGAUGCCUCCAUACAUGGGUGGUGGGGGAGGCGGGGGCCAAGGGGCAGGUCCGGGCCAAACCCAGGGGCCAAUCCCAGGACAGACCGCCCACCUGAGUGAGGAGCAGAAGAGGAUGCUGCUGAUGAAGCAGAAGGUGUUGAACCAAAACAUGCCGUACAGCGCCAUGCAGCCUCAUGGGCAGGUGUCAGGUGUCCCUAACAACGUCCCAGAGGGAGGCGCUGAAGGAGGUGUGGACGGACUGUACCUCAAACACAAAAGGGUUUGCGGCGACAUGAUCGAGCUGUAUAAACACAACAAGGCUAUCCAUCAAGUCAAAUCAACCUACGUCAAACUGAACAACAGCAACACCAGAGGGAAUGACAAGAACCUAGUCAAGAACAUGCCUCCAGGAGGUAGUAGCUACACCAAGUCUGAAUGCCUUCAAAUCAAGAUCGGACAAGCACUGGGCCAAAUAUCGCUUCUGUCUCCAAUCGUUGCAUGA
Thalassophryne amazonica is the source of this 2400-nucleotide messenger RNA. Its product is annotated as mastermind-like protein 3. Gene Ontology annotation, molecular function: transcription coactivator activity. NCBI's taxonomy places the organism in Eukaryota, Metazoa, Chordata, Actinopteri, Batrachoidiformes, Batrachoididae. The transcript is spliced from 5 exons. The coding region runs from base 37 to 2400 and encodes 787 amino acids. Gene Ontology annotation, cellular component: nucleoplasm; nuclear speck. The record is from RefSeq and is a predicted model, not a curated record. Gene Ontology annotation, biological process: positive regulation of transcription of Notch receptor target; Notch signaling pathway.